UUCUCCAGCGUGAUUGCACCUACAGGAUUCUGUAGUUUCAUCUGCUUGGUGUGGGUUGCUGCUGCAGUUCCAGUGGAGAGCAACAGGAUGGCAGGCUGUGGAGCCAGGAGCCAGGAAGGCUGCCCAGAGCGUGCCUUUGUCCCAGAGCCUUUUGAUGGAAGUAACCUAGCCCCACACCUCUGGCUGCACCGCUUUGAAGUCAUCAAGGACCUUAACAAUUGGGACGAUGUCACCCAGCUGAGGUUCCUGAAAGAGUCGCUCAGGGGAGACGCCCUGGAUGUCUACAGAGGGCUUCGUCCAGAGGACCAGGGUGAUUAUGGGAUCGUGAAGGAAACCCUCCUGAAGAACUUUGGGGUCCCCAGUGCUGCCCACAGCCACCCACCUAAAGAGAUUGUCUUUGCCAACAGCAUGGGUAAGGGUUACUACCUCAAGGGGAAAAUUGGCAAAGUGCCCGUGAGGUUCCUGGUGGACUCGGGAGCUCAGGUCUCCGUGGUCCACCCAGUCUUGUGGAAAGAGGUCACCGAGGGUGAUGUGGACACCCUGAGUCCCUUCGAGAAUGUGGUGAAAGUGGCCAAUGGGGCUGAGAUGAAGAUCCUGGGUGUCUGGAAAACAACAGUGUCCCUGGGCAAGCUGAAGAUGAAGGCAGAGUUCCUCGUGGCCAACGCGAGUGCUGAGGAAGCCAUCAUUGGGACUGACCUGCUCCAGGAUCAAAAUGCCAUCCUGGACUUCGAGCAUCGCACGUGCACCCUGAGAGGAAAAAAGUUCCGCCUUCUGCCUGUUGGAGGAACCCUGGAAGAUGAGUUUGACCUGGAGCUCAUCGAGGAGGAGCUGCCUUCAGAGAAGGGGGGACAGCAGCUCUCCUACUGAGAAGUCCCUUUUGUUUACCAUCCCCAAACCUUGGGGCCCAAAUCUGUCCCUGGUGAGGGAGGUGUCCAUCUGAAAAGGCACAGGUGAAGGAGGGCAGGCUGGCUUUCUUGGGAGAGAGAGAGGAUCCUCCUGGUUGUUAAGCUGCUGACAGUGGCAAAGAUUUGGAGGCUGGAAGAAGGUUCCAAGAAGAUGGCUUGAAAUGGUUGUCUUUGGGAGAAGCCUGCCUCAGCCAGGCAACGUGCUGCCCACAGUGUCCUCCUGCCAUGAGCCGGAUCCCGCAGGUGAGGGCCACAGCUGUUCUGGGAUUCUUGCCUGCUGAGUCUUCACCUGCACAAUGUCUGUUUCCUUGUCAUUUGCUUUGAAACCCAUUGAGGUUUG
Messenger RNA from Choloepus didactylus (southern two-toed sloth), 1245 nucleotides. RefSeq names its product aspartic peptidase retroviral like 1 (gene ASPRV1). The record is from RefSeq and is a predicted model, not a curated record. Gene Ontology annotation, molecular function: aspartic-type endopeptidase activity. The transcript has 2 exons. Bases 88 to 867 code for a protein of 259 amino acids. Gene Ontology annotation, cellular component: membrane. Gene Ontology annotation, biological process: proteolysis. NCBI's taxonomy places the organism in Eukaryota, Metazoa, Chordata, Mammalia, Pilosa, Megalonychidae.